AUGAUCGCCAACGGAUCUCUGGGGACUCUCCUCGAGGCCUACAAUCGAGGCCUCAAAGAGUUUAUCUUUCCAACCAGAUUGAAAUGCGCCAGGCUAGUGCUUCUCCAUAAAGGUCCCAGCAAGUUAGUGGACGAUCUAUCUAGCUUUCAACUCUUGUGCAUGCUCGACACCAUAGGUAAGCUUUUGGAGAGGAUCAUACUUCAAAGGCUCAAUGAACAACUCGAUCACACCGACAGCUGAUCAAUGCAAACUCGCAAAAAAAUAUGGCACUUCAAAUUGUGUGUUACCGAGCUGCGCUCGGAAUCGUCUUUAGUUAAGCAAUGGUCUAUCAUUGCUUACAGAUAUAAAUGAAAUAACCAUUUGUAUCCUACGUUCCUAACUUCUCAUCUACAACAGUAGCCACUCCCAUAUCCAGUAUCAGCUUUUUUUUUAUUAUUGAACUUAAAACUGAAUCCCCUCGUGUUUCCUUUUUUAUUUUCUCUUUCACUAUUUCUGAUAUUUGCAGGGACUCCUCAAUUUGACGUACAACACAAUCAAUGCCUAUUUCCUUAAUAUUUUUAUUCUUCAAAUAUGCUCUUGAUAAUGUAUCUGCUAUAUACUGAUUUUUCUUUGGCAGGUAUUUUAAAUUAAUAUCAUAACUGAGUAAAUAUAUAAUACUCAUAAAUGAGUAGCAUUGUUUUUAAUCUCGCUGACACAUUAUUUAAAUGUUUCUUAUGUAUUGCAAUUAACGGCUUAUGAUCUGUUGCUGCCGCAACAUUUUUUUGUCCAUAAAUAUACAAAUGAAAUAUCUCUACACUAAAUAUAUGGCCAAUAAUUAUUUUUCUAUUUGUGCAUAUCUUUGCUCCUUAAUGCAAAUGCUAUAUAACGUGCAACAUGACCGCUCCUAAUCCAUCCUUUGAUGCAUCCGUUUAUAUUUCUAUGAUCUUAUUUUCAUUAAAAAAUGCUAAAAUUAGAGAAAUAUUUAAUAUUAUUUUUAAUCUAUUUAAUGCUCUAUCUUCUUUUAAAUCCCACUCUCACUCUGUAUCUAAUCGUGUAAGUCUUCUUAAUGGUGCUGUAACUUUCGACAUGUUUGGAAUGAAUUUCGCCAAAAACUUUGCCAUUUCUGAUAUUCUUAAUAAAUCUAUUUUAUUUUUAGGUAUUAUCAUAUUCUUUAUUGCUUUAAUAUAAUGAUCAUCUGUAGUCACACCGUUUUCUGUAAAUACUUGUCCCAUAAAUUUUACUUUAUUAGAUUUAAAUUGCAUAUUAUUUUUAUUAAAUUGUACAUUAUACUCCAAUACUUUAUUAAAAUAUUGCUUUUAAAUUCUUGUCUUGUUCUUCUUUUGAUUUUCCUUUUAUAAUCAUAUCAUCAAAAUACAUACUAACUCCUUCUAAAUUACCAAAUACUAAAAAUAGUAAAAACAAUACCUAAACCGAGAUGGAACUUUAGGAAAGCUAAUGGUCUGCCUUUUCAAAAUCCCUAGAUGAUAACAUCAAGUGGAUCGACCCAACAGUGAACGACUAUGAACGCUUCAUCGGCAUGGUUAAGGGAACUGCAAAACGUUACAUCCCCGAGGCUACAGACACAAAUAUAUUCCCUGCUGGAAUAAGGAAAGCGACAGAUUGUAUGCAGAAUAUCAAAGGAAUGGCCAAGCAGAAAUCCCGAACAAACUCUUAG
Cinara cedri is the source of this 1654-nucleotide messenger RNA. Lineage: Eukaryota; Metazoa; Arthropoda; Insecta; Hemiptera; Aphididae. The record is from the annotation of a GenBank genome assembly.